GAUGUGCAUCGAACAGCAAUUGGCUUAAGUAUUGUGAAAAACGAACUGUUCGAGUACAAAAGUUAGUGUGUCCCUAGAGUGAAACAAAAUUGGUGAAAUAAUCUGGGGCUGGUUCAACUUUACAUAACAUUCGUUUAACAACACAAACUAAGUGCUCCGGUAACAAAAGGCGCAGAAUGAAUCUUAAGGCUACCACAGCAAUUGUGGUACUGUUGGCCAUAACGGUCACCAGCGCUGACGAAUUCAACUGGUUAAACAGUGGCGAAAAUUUUCUGAGAGAUCUGGUUCGCCUAAAGCGUCAGAACUCAGCCCAAAAUGACACCGAAGUAGGCGACGAUGAAAUACUGAAUUUCAUUCUCGACAGCGGGCGCCAAGGACGCAGCCUCGAAGGUUUCGAUGAAGUUUACAGUGAUCCUUCGGUCCAGCAAGCCCUACAAAACUCCGACGACGUCGAAGCUAGAAAUAUCAUCAAGGAAAAGCUUUGCGCUCUGGGACUCAUGCAGUGUGAUGGGGAACUUAUCGAUGGUAGACGACCAUAUCUGAAUCCUAACAACCUGAUCUACGCCCAACCCGUGGCUUUGAAACCAGUGGGACGACCCAUUGCAACUAUCCCGGUACGUGGACCACCACCACCACCAGGACCAGGUCCGCAUUACUCUCAAAAGCCACCGCAAUAUAAACCUCAUCAAGGACCAUACGGACCGCCACAACCCAUGCCUGUUCCCAACCGCCUGCAGCAAAAAGUAGGAUUCGCCUCACAACAACCUUCGUUCAACGGUCCCAAUUCCUUCUCCUCUAGCUCUUCUUACACUGGUUCCUACUCUAGCCAAUCGGGCUCCUUCCCUCCCUAUGCUUCGAAGCCUCCAGGUCCCAUUUACGAUGGCGGCGAGGGCAUUCCAUAUGAGUUUGAAACACCCAAUAAGCCAAGCCAGGUAGUGAUUGGAGGUGGUCCAACCGUGAUUAAGCCAGCUGCUGAACAGCACAUCCACCACCAUUAUCAUCAUAUUGAGGGUGAAAAGGCAGAAAAAACUGUCAUCGUGAACAAUCCAAUCCCGUUGAACACAGGAGUGCUAACGGGAUCGGUUGUCGGGGGAAGCAGCUCUUCGAGCAACAGUUUGUAUUCUUCCGGAGUUUAUGGAACAUCUGGAAUAUCUAGCGGUGGAUUCAGCCCUAGCAGCAGCAAGGAUUUCGACUACCACGAUCUGAAAGGAGCGAAUAGCAAUGGGUAUGGGCUAUAUGGUGCCAACGGUGGCAAGGAUUUUGACUACCAGGACGUGAGAGGAGGUAACAGUAAUGGUUAUGGGCAAUCUGGAAGUUACGCAUCUCAGUCAAAACCAAUUAGCUCGGGUAUUUAUAAUCAAGGUCCAGCCACCUUCGGAAGCUCAGAUAACAUUGUUUAUGGUUCAAACUCAGCUGGCAGCAGUGGCAGCAGUGGUAGCAACACCAACUACAACGGUUUAAGCGCUAGCUACAACGUCCCUAGCAGCAACAAUCAAUACAAUAGUGCUAGCAGUAACUACAACUACAACGGCCAAUCAACUCAGGGAGGUUUCCAUGCAUCCAACCCGAAUCUCUACAAGAAGGAACUGAACGUAAAUGGAUUGAACAAUAAUGGAUUGGGCAAUUACAACAAAUACAGCCAACAAUACAAUGGACAGUACAGCAAUAAUUUCAAUCAGGAGCAAUUCGGAUCGAAUGGACAAUAUGGAGGAUCCGGCUUCAACUCCCGAGCUGAGGACUGCGUCUGCGUACCUUACGAACAAUGCCCAGCGCAAGAUGUUGUCGGUCGAAGGGAUGAUCUGAUUCUUCCACUGGAUCCACGUAAUCUCAAAAGUGACAUCCAAGCGGACUCUGAACAGGUUGUGGUCACCGAUGGAAACGGCACUAUGACUGUUGUCAAUGUAGCCAAGGAUGCUUCCAGUAAUACUGCGACUGGGAAGAAAGUAACCAAACGGGAAGCUUCUGCCAGCGGUAAGACCGAUAAAAGUGAUGACAAAGCCAAUAUUGAACCGCGUUUGUUGGGAGGUGGAAAUCACGGUGAUGGUGGUGGAAAGAAAGUUGUUCCUACCUUUGGAGUGUCCUUUGGUCUCCCGUAUCCGUCAUAUCCCCUGAAUCCGUAUGGGCCAAACCCUGCCGGAAACCCAUAUUUUGGGUCAAUCGGUGCCAACGGUCUGAAUCUUGGACUGUUGAAUGUAAAUCCUCUGUUUUCCUUGCAAGUUACCAAGGACGAAUACGGUGACAAAGUUGUAAAACCUCUUGUCAAUCUACACGUUACCCCCACUGAAAACAUAGUUCAUAAAGUAGGUGGUCUUCUGGCUGCUAAGAAACAAAAUAUUUUGCAUGUUUUCAAUCAGCAUGACCACUACCACAAUCAUUUGGAAUACCCACCGCCACCUCCAAUCUAUCGACCACCGCAUGGUCCACCAUUUAUUAACGGACCAGUAGGACCCAACCUUAUUUUCACUAAACCGCCUGGUCCGGUCUUCAACGGGCCUGGUCCUAUCUACCCCGGUCCACCAGGGUCUGUGUUUAAUCGUCCUCCAGGCCCUAUCUACCCUGGCCCGCCAAUCUAUAGCCAUCCUCCUGGUCCCUUCUUAAACAGACCACCCCCUCCAUUCAUUCCCGAUGGUCCGUCACAUUUGUAUGGGCCACGUCCUCCUUUCUUCCGUGAUGCUUCCGCUUCCGAUGAAGAUCUAGACUAUAACCCGAACGAGGUGGGCCGAGCCGCCAAUGUCACUUUCAACCAAUCCCAACUCGCAGCGGGAAACAUUGCCUACCAGUCGGUUUAUCCCCAAAACAAGCCUAGCUUUCCAAACCAGCAAAGAGAAGAUUACGCUAGACAGUAUCAAAACUACCAUGGCAGUGGUAAUAAUGUCAGACUUCCACCUACUCAGACUAUUCCGACACCUGCACCGGGACACUCCGAGGGUAGUAGCAUUGUUAGCUUUCCCCGAAAUCGUCGUUCCACCGACGUUAACGUUCCGGACCAAUUGGAAACAACUGCUGUAGGCGAUACAAAAGCGGCAUCAAGCGAACAGGUCGAGGUACAAGAAAAAUCUUUCACAGCUGAAAAGAGGCAAGCAAACUACGGACCUCGUCCACAGCAGUGUCCUUCCAGACACGUCUGCUGCCGUCGUCCUGUAUACCGCCCCCAGCCCGCUAACUUGGGCAAAUGUGGCGCUCGCAAUGCUCAAGGCAUCAACGGUCGCAUCAAGAAUCCAGUGUACGUCGAUGGUGACAGCGAAUUCGGAGAGUACCCGUGGCAGGUCGCAAUUCUCAAGAAAGAUCCAAAAGAAUCGGUUUACGUCUGCGGAGGAACACUGAUUGAUAAUCGGUACAUCGUCACCGCUGCGCAUUGUGUCAAAACAUACAACGGAUUUGAUCUCCGCGUUCGUCUCGGCGAAUGGGACGUAAACCAUGACGUUGAAUUUUAUCCCUACAUCGAACGCGAUGUUGUUGCGGUACAGGUUCAUCCAGAGUACUACGCCGGAACGCUCGAGAAUGAUAUCGCGAUCCUGAAGAUGGAUAUCCCAGUGGACUUUUCCAAUACGCCUCACAUCUCUCCAGCAUGCUUACCGGAAAAACACACUGACUUCUCCGGACAGCGUUGUUGGACCACUGGGUGGGGCAAAGAUGCCUUCGGAGACUACGGCAAAUAUCAGAACAUUCUUAAAGAAGUUGAUGUUCCAAUUAUCAACGACUACCAGUGCCAGAAUCAGCUGCGCCAGACCCGUUUGGGAUACAGCUACAAGCUAAAUCCUGGUUUUAUCUGUGCUGGUGGCGAAGAGGGCAAGGAUGCUUGCAAAGGUGAUGGAGGUGGUCCGCUGGUUUGCGAUCGAAAUGGUAGUUGGCAGGUUGUUGGUAUUGUUUCGUGGGGUAUUGGAUGCGGUAAGGCUAACGUUCCUGGAGUGUACGUAAAAGUAUCGCACUACAUGAACUGGAUCAACCAGGUCAGAGGAAAGUUCUAAGGUCUAGAAAAAGAACGCCAACCGAUGAAACCGUAUUUAUUACCGAUUUAUAUUUAUUGUGUACAGCGGAACCAAGCGAGAACUUAACCAGUGAUACUCAAACUUCGAUUAUGUUCUUUUGUAUAAAAAAUAAGGACUUCAGCUCAGUCGCGAAUGAAUGCAGUGAAAGCACAAAUGUUGAACGACUGCUGGAGUAAAGUGUACAAUGCUAUGUGAGAGCAUUCUUAUUUAGACGCUUUUGUAUGUAGUUCUCUGUUAGGAAUCUAAUUUUAGGCUGAUAAUAGUGAACGACGAAUAAAUUAUUUUAUAUUAAAAAAUAA
This is a messenger RNA of Toxorhynchites rutilus septentrionalis, 4288 nucleotides long. RefSeq lists its product as uncharacterized. The record is from RefSeq and is a predicted model, not a curated record. The transcript is spliced from 5 exons. Bases 177 to 3968 code for a protein of 1263 amino acids. Gene Ontology annotation, molecular function: serine-type endopeptidase activity. Gene Ontology annotation, biological process: proteolysis. NCBI's taxonomy places the organism in Eukaryota, Metazoa, Arthropoda, Insecta, Diptera, Culicidae.